CUGCCCACUCAGCAACCCACAGAUCCGGAGUACCCUUACCCCACACAGCCGUGAUGGAGCCCCUGGACAAAGACUGGCAGCACGUUUCCCCAGGUGCAGUAACUUUUCAUUGUGGGUGGGCUGCACUACUGACUAUGUUUUGUGGGUGGGUUGCUGGACUAACCAAGGCACUGACCGACAGGAGGCCAGAUACCUUGUUAGUCUUUUUGGGAAAGGGGAGAAAUGUGGCGGAACCAGCCUCGCCACUGGGCAUUGGAGAAGACUGAUUGCCAGCCUCCUGCCCUGUGACUAUGGCCCCAUGUUGAAAUGCUUGAUUUUCCCCUGCAAAGACCCGAAAGCCGGGUCAUUCGGUAGUCUUCCAUCUCGUUCCCUAGGGGAGUGUCCACCAGGUGGGAGACCUGCAUAAAAGCCAGGCAGAUAGCCCCAGUAAAUCAGAUUCUGCUUUACCCACAAAACGAAGUGUUGUCUCGUUAUUGGGGUAAUUGGAUUGUAUGCUGUUACAGUGCGACUGCCAGGAGUUUAAGCUGUUCGCAUGUUUUUUCCUGUUCGGUUGUUUCCAGCAUACAUAUGGUUCCCGUUCAGGAGUUGGUGAAUUUGUGUGUUUCCGGUUCGGGAGUUGGUGAAUUUGUUUGUUUCCUGUUUGGGAGUUUGAGUAUUCAUGUGUUUGCAAUUCGGGAGAUUGGUGCUUGCAGCAGCUGUUCGUGUAUUUAAAAAGGGAAUGUAGCGUAAACGGUUUUUAACCUCUUGUGUGCAAAACAGUCCGUUACAGACUCUCCUCCUCCUUUGGCCGUCAUCGGCUGAAUGCGCAUGCACGGAAAGAGCCGCACGCGCAUUCAGCCAGUCCAUAGGAAAGCAUUUCUCAAUGCUUUCCUAUGGACACUGGCGUCUUCUCACUGUGAAAAUCACAGUGGGGAGUGCCUCUAGCGGCUGUCAAUGAGACAUCCACUAGAGGCUGGUUUAACCCAUUUGUAAACAUAGCAGUUUCUCUGAAACUGCUAUGUUUACAGCAGGCAGGGUUAAUCCUAGAUGGACCUGGCACCCAGACCACUUCAUUAAGCUGAAGUGGUCUGGGUGCCUAUAGUGGUCCUUUAACAAAUGGAGAUUUGGUAUCAGAUAUUACUGUAGGUGAAAGUUUAGGAUCCAGUGAUCAUCAGUCAGUGUGGUUAAAUAUAAUAUAAGUCACACCACACACAAACCAAAGUUUUAGACUUUAGAAAAACAGACUAAAAUUAGAAUAUGUGUAAAGGAGUCAUUAUCAGACUGGAGCAAUUUAAAUGGAGUCCAAGAGAAAUGGGAUUAUUUAAAAGUUGCAUUACUGAAGGCAACAGAAAAUUGCAUUAGGCUAGUCAUUAAAAGCAGAUGUGGCCAAAAUAGUAAAAAACAAAAAGUUAGCAUUUAGUAAUUAUAAAAAAAAAAAAAAAGUGAGGACGAUCUAUAAGAUUAGGCAGAAAGAGGCUAAGCAAGUUAUAAGAGCUUCCAAAUCACAUGGAGGUAAUGGGACUGUAAUGGGACCAACAGAGGGGAUGGGGGAGGGAGGUAAUAGGACCAACAGAGGGGAUGGGGGAGGGGAAUAAUGGGACCAACAGAGGGGAUGGGGAAUAAUGGGACCAACAUCAGGGGAUGGGGCAAGGAGGUAAUGGGACUAACAGAGGGGAUGGGGCAAGGAGGUAAUGGGACUAACAGAGGGGAUGGGGCAAGGAGGUAAUGGGACUAACAGAGGGGAUAGGGCAGAGAGGUAAUGGGACUAACAGAAGGGAUGUGGGAUAGAGGUAAUGGGACUAAUAGAUGGGAUGGUGGAGGAAGUUAAUGGGACUUACAGAGGGGAUGGGGGACAGAGGUAAUGGGACUAAGAGGAGAUUGGGGAGGGAGGUAAUAAGACUAAGAGGGGAUGGGGCAGGGAGGUAAUGGGACUAACAGAGGGGAUGGGGAGGGAAGUAAUACGACUAAUGGAGGGUCUGGGAGAAGAGAGGUAAUGGGAUUAAUUGAGGGGCUCGGGAAGGGAAUGGGGUACAUGGAUGGGCUGGGGGAAGGAGGAAAUGAUACACAUAAGAGUGGCUGGGGGUGGGGAAUGAGACACAUGAGGGUGAGACACAUGGAGUGGCUAAAAAGGGGGAUCUAACACCUGACGGGUGUGGGGUCCAGGGCAAUCUUCACACCGUGGCCCUGAGGUUUCUGGUUACGCCUCUGUCCUAAGGCCUCUCUUCUAGACGUAAUUUAAGGUCACGUGGUUAACCCUAUUGCGCCUGUAACAUCACAGAGAAUCUGUGGAGGGACUGCAGUCUCCAACGUGCACUUCGAAAUUUAAAGAUUUUAAUAUUAUGUUUAUCUCAAUAUUAACAAUAUAUAUAUUAUAUAUAGUAAAAUUUAAUCUAGAACUCCACUCCUCUUGCCCUGUCUGCAACUGUGCCCCUCCAUCUUCGUUCCCCAUCAAUCAUUUUUAUAAACUCCUUUGUACCGGCUAACCCUAGGUCUCCUAACCCCAAUGGUCAGUCUAAGAGUAACCCUAAAACAAACAGUCUCCUCCUGUUUCUUUACCAAUUUCCUUGGAAAGUGCCUGGUCACUGGUGGUCUGCGAUUUAUUUUUUUAGAAAAUUCCCCCCUCUCACACUCUCUCAUGCAUUUUAAAUUAAAGUUUUCUUUAUCCAUUAGAGUAUUGUCUCCCUGCUCUGUUACAUAUAGAAAGCAUUUCCUUCUCUACUAUAAUUUGGAGUCCUCAUUCCCCUACAUUGUCCAUUGUAUGACUGUCUCUCGUAAUAUUUAGAAAUGAGUCCAGUUAUUCUCCUAGACUGCCUGGUUUGUCUUACUCAUGAAUUAGAAAGCAGCCCUCUCUUUUUCCUGAUUGCCCUGUCUGUCUCUCUCAUGUGAUUUAGAAAGCAGCCCUCUCUUUCUCCUAGAUUGCCCUGUCUGUCUCUCUCAUGUGAUUUAGAAAGCAGCCCUCUCUUUCUCCUAGACUGCCCGGUCUGUCUCUCUCAUGUGAUUUAGAAAGCAGCCCUCUCUUUCUCUCAGAUUGCCCUAUCUGUCUCUCUCGUGUGAUUUAGAAAGCAGCCCUCUCUUUCUCCUAGACUGCCCUGUCUGUCUCCUUCAUGUGAUUUAGAAAGCAGCCCUCUCUUUCUCCUAGAUUGCCCUGUCUGUCUCUCUCGUGUGAUUUAGAAAGCAGCCCUCUCUUUCUCCUAGAUUGCCCUAUCUGUCUCUCUCGUGUGAUUUAGAAAGCAGCCCUCUCUUUCUCUCAGAUUGCCCUAUCUGUCUCCCUCAUGUGAUUUAGAAAGCAGCCCUCUCUUUCUCCUAGAUUGCCCUAUCUGUCUCUCUCGUGUGAUUUAGAAAGCAGCCCUCUCUUUCUCCUAGACUGCCCUGUCUGUCUCUCUCAUGUGAUUUAGAAAGCAGCCCUCUCUUUCUCCUAGACUGCCCGGUCUGUCUCUCUCAUGUGAUUUAGAAAGCAGCCCUCUCUUUCUCUCAGAUUGCCCUAUCUGUCUCUCUCGUGUGAUUUAGAAAGCAGCCCUCUCUUUCUCCUAGACUGCCCUGUCUGUCUCUCUCAUGUGAUUUAGAAAGCAGCCCUCUCUUUCUCCUAGACUGCCUUGUCUGUCUCUCUCAUGUGAUUUAGAAAGCAGCCCUCUCUUUCUCCUAGAUUGCCCUGUCUGUCUCUCUCAUAUGAUUUAGAAAUGAACCCUCUCUUUCUCCUAGAUUACCCUGUCUGUCUCUCUCAUGUGAUUUAGAAAGCAGCCCUCUCUUUCUCCUAGACUGCCUGGUCCAUCUCUCUCAUAUGAUUUAGAAAUGAGCCCUCUAUUUCUCCUAGAUUGCCCUGUCUGUCUCUUUCUGUGAUUUAGAAGGGAGCCCUCUCUUUCCACUGGAAUGUCCAGUCUCCCCCUGUCUCUCAGCAGUUGGUGUGUUUGUUGCCUGCGGUGAGGGGGGAAGGAAUUUCUCCCCCUUUGCUGUCCAUACGUCACAGAUGAUGUGUCCUGUUUCUCCUCCUGCCAGUUUACAGCUCUCACUCAUCCUCUCUUUCUGCUCAUUUAUUUCCUCCAUCCUGCAGUCUCCUCUGUGUAGUCUCCCCUCCCACCAUCUCUCCCUCACAUCCUCCCCUACUCCCUCCUCUCUGCAGUGCUCAGAACAGCAGAGCAAUGAACCCAUUACUGGCUCCUAAUCUGCUUCUCCUUUCCUCAGACCCCCCUCUUCAAUCAGGGGACAGUCCCCCAUCACCAUCCCAGUCCUCACUGCUCCACGGGGCCCCAUAUGCUCAGAGUGGUGGGGGGGCUUCGGCUCUACGAAAUGACUUUGGAUCCAAUAUCAGUGUCUUGAAGACCCUCAAUCUACGAUUUCGUUGUUUCUUGGCCAAGGUGCAUGAACUAGAACGGAGGAACCGUUCGUUGGAGAGAGCGCUAGAGAGAGCGCAAGGGGCGGGACCAAUAACCAGGGACCAGGCCGUCCAGACUGGCUUCGUAGGGCCAAUCCUACCCCCACCUUUGUUGGGGCUCACCAAGCCCUCCUCUACACCACCCCAACAGUCUUGGGUAUACGGGCCCCGCAGGCUGGUGACAAGACCCGAUGUCGGUUCCAUUGGCGUAGGAGGUGGAGCCUAUUGGGGUCAUGCUGAUGGAGUAGGAGUUCAGAUUGAUACCAUCACACCUGAAAUUCGGGCACUUUAUAACGUACUGGGAAAAGUGAAGAGAGAGCGUGAUGCGUACAAGCAGAGGUGAGAUUUUUGGUGCAGAUUCUCUGCAAACUUGAGGUCAUAUGUUCAAAUGCAGUAAUGCCAUAGCUCUGUGUACACGCACAUUGACCCGGUACAGGCAGGAAUUAUAUAGAUAUGUACACAUGCUAUAUAUUAUUAAGCUUAAUGUGCACAUUCAUUGCCACAAGUACACUAUAUAAUAAAGCUCUGUAUACACAGAGUGACAUAAUACGGACAUCUUGUAGUUAUUAUCAUCAUUAUUGGCAUUUAUAGAGCGCCAACAAAUUACGUAGUGCUUUAUAAUAUUAUAGAAGGGGAAGAUAUCCUAACUGUAUAUGUACCUGUAUAUACCGUGAUACUCUGUGGACACACAGAUCUCAUACAUGUAUAUAUUGUGAUGCUCUGUGUAUACACGCCAAUAUAAUGCAUGUAUAUAUUGCAAAUAUCUAUGGAAAAAGACUCUGACACCUAACAUGCAGUUUAUAUCAAUGUGGCCAUGCGUGCCUGUAUAUGUAGUUUAUAUAAAGUACAAGUAAGAAUUUUAAGAACAAGCAGAUUUGUUGUAAAACAGAUUUAUUUUAUAAGUGAUGAGCUAUUUUAGUCCAGUGAUACAAUAAUGGAGUAUAGAUUUAGCUAUGUAAUUCUUUUCUACAGUAAAUGGAGCAGUGAGAUUUCAGGAAGUGAUUCCGUUAUAAUGUUUAAAGCUUGACCAACGAAGUAACUCCCUAAAACUCAUUGUUACCCAAUAACAAGUUAUCACGACAGUCUGUAUGUUAUCAUACAUUCUGAAUCCCCAAUAAUUCUCACUUUAGUAACUAACCGUGAGAGAGAGCUAGUCCCAUAACACGUUAUCACAGAGAGAGCUAGUCCCAUAACACGUUAUCACAGAGAGAGCUAGUCCCAUAACACGUUAUCACAGAGAGAGCUAGUCCCAUAUGUUUUUGCAGAGAGUGCUAAUCCCAUAUGUUAUUUAAAAAUAAUAUCAGGAAGUAUUACUUUACUGAGAGGGUAGUGGAUGCAUGGAAUAGCCUUCCAGCUGAAGUGGUAGAGGUUAACACAGUGAAGAAGUUCGAACAUGCGUGGGAUAGGCAUAAGGCUAUCCUAGCUAUAAGAUAAGGCCAGGGACUAAUGAAAGUAUUAGAAAAUUGGGCAGACUAGAUGGGACAAAUGGUUAUCUGCCGUCACAUUCUAUAACAAGUUAUCACAGAGAGAGCUAGUCCCAUAUGUUAUCACAGAGAGAGCUAGUCCCAUAUGUUAUCACAGAGAGAGCUAGUCCCAUAACACAUUAUCACAGAGAGAGCUAGUCCCAUAUGUUAUUACAGAGAGAGCUAGUCCCAUAUGUUAUUACAGAGAGAGCUAGUCCCAUAUGUUAUUACAGAGAGAGCUAGUCCCAUAUGAUAUUACAGAGAGAGCUAGUCCCAUAUGAUAUUACAGAGAGAGCUAGUCCCAUAUGUUAUUGCAGAGAGAGCUAGUCCCAUAUGAUAUUACAGAGAGAGCUAGUCCCAUAUGUUAUCACAGAGAGAGCUAGUCCCAUAUGUUAUUACAGAGAGAGCUAGUCCCAUAUGAUAUUACAGAGAGAGCUAGUCCCAUAUGAUAUUACAGAGAGAGCUAGUCCCAUAUGUUAUUGCAGAGAGUGCUAGUCCCAUAACACAUUAUCACAGAGAGUGCUAGUCCCAUAACACAUUAUCACAGAGAGACCUAGUCCCAUAGAGAGAGCUAGUCCAAUAACAAAUUAUCACAUAGACUGCCAGCCCAAUAACAAGUCCAGGAGAUUGAGAGACAUUGAAAAGAGACAGUGAUGCUCCACUAUAUGUAUUUUAAUUACUUGAAAAUACAUAACACCUGUUACAAUGAAUAAAACAAAAAUAAACUAAAAGGACUUUGAAAACCGUGCUAAGCAACUACUUGGGGAAGAAGGAUAGAGAAGAACCGUUUACGGAAGGAUUGGAGCUGCUCAGCCUUCCACGUUCAUUCUAUAUAUAUUGUAUGGAUGCAGAACUGAUAAAUGAUAAGCACAGGUGUGCUGUUAUAGUAGCGGGCUGGUGUAAACGUUCUAAUCUAUUGGCAGGGAAAGUUCUGGAAUUCUUAGAAUGUAUGGGGGAGACCAUUCUAACAUUAUAACAUGUAAAACUUUGUAGAAGAUUUCGAACCAAAUGCAUGGGCAAAUUUUAUAAUAAAUGGAAGGAGACUGGUGGUAGUUCUGUUACUUUUAUUCGGAGAUGCUUUGUUACGGUUACAAUGAAUGGAAGGAUUGCUUUAAAUAAAAAAAAAAAUUUUUUUUUUUUAAAUAAGCUUGAUGUGAUGACUUAUUGCACAGCACUACAGAAUAUGACGGAGCUUUAUAAAUACUAAUAAUAAAUAAUGACCAAUUGCUAGAGCCGGUUUUCCUCUCUGAGAGGAGUCAGGUAACCGUUCCACCAGAGGCCCAACCUGGAGGCUGCAGCUGAGACCAUUUGUAUUGUUUUGAUUAAAGUGUUUAAAGGUAGCAUCACUGAGAAAGGAGCUACAUUUAAAUCUCCCGCUCAGGCACACACAGCCUUAAGGCUCUAUAUGGAUUAUUACCAUAUAUCCAUCUCCAUAAGGCUGGGAGACUGCACAGUGCUGGAAACCUGUAAGUCCCUAGGUAGAAUUCCUUGUUUGCCCACUGGGUGUCAUGCAUUCAUUUUAUAAACCAUUUGUAAAAACAACCUAAUUUUAAACAAGUAAAAAUGUAAAAAAAAAAAAGUCUUUCAUUGGAGGUGUUCCUUUUUUAUUUCACAUUACUGUCCCCCUUGAUUUUCUUUAAAAAAAAAUAAUAAUAAUAAUUUUCAUCCUUGCUGAAGCCCAAUUCUCUACCAGUUAAGUGAUAAACCCCGAUAUCUUUUGACCAGUCAGAUCUUUCUUGUAGAAGCACAACAAGGACAUGCGGUGCAUAUGCAGCGGUCUCAUAGAGCAGCACUGGAUGCACACGUUGACACCAGACGUCAUAUAGCCUAUAGACUGUAAGCUUGUUUGUGCAGGGUCCUCUUCAACUUAUUGUUCCUGUACGUUUUUUGUAAUUGUGCUAUUUAUAGAUAAAUCCCCCCUCUUAUAAUAUUGUAAAGCGCUAUGGAAUCUGUUGGCGCUUUAUAAAUGGAAAUAAUAACAUAGAACCAAUUAUGGAGUAUUAAAAGUAUCUAAGUAGUGAUUUUGGUGCUUAGAUACUUUAAUACUCCUGUAGGUAUUGUAACCAUAAUCACAGAACCAACAUUCACAAAAACAUCAAAUGACUUCUCUAAAACAGCCACACCUAUCACUUCUAGUCAUUUAGAGAUAUUAUCCAUUCUCAGCGACUUCUCUCUGAAAAACACCAGGGAACCAAAAAAACAAAACAAACACAUUUUUUUUUCUCUCUCUCUCAGCACUUCCACUCAAACAAAGUUACAGUACCCUUCUGUUACACACAUCAAAGUAAAAAAGUAAUUAUUUUUGUUACGAGUCUGGUGGUUCUAAUUCUUUAGUAACUUAAUUCAAUUUUAUGAGUUGAAUACAUUUGGGUUAGUUUUUCUUUUUGUUUGUUUGUUUGUGUCACUACUGCAUUUCAAGCACAUUUUUAUUUUAUUGAAGGUGAUGUUAAUGGAAUGAACUUGGGUUCUUCUUAUCAUACUGUCCUUUUUAGACCCAGGAUUGGUUAGUGGGACUAUUUUUUCCCAUGCACCUUCUUUGUGGCUGGGGGAAGGCAUUGGGGAACACAGUUGCUUUUUUUAGCAUGUAAUGUUUGCCCAAAUAUAUACAGUUUUAUAACGCUAGUGCGGCUCAUGCUUGAAAAAGGUCCAAUAUUGGCAGUGGCACUGAACAAGCACAUUUCAUUGGCGCAAUAUGAAUACAAUUCAAUAGAAGAUAUUUGGGAGAUCCAGAUUUUAGGCUGGACAUGGGUUCGUGUGUGAGUACAUACACAUUUAGCUUCAAGUUUGUUUUUGUUUUUUUAUAAUUAAUUUCCUCAAUAAAAAGGUUAAACUAUUUAAAGGGACACUAUAACAAGUUCAUCUCAUUGAAUUGGGCUCAUUAGCCAUUGGCGAGUGAAAACGUUGCCCUGUCGAGUAGAAAUUUGCCCUUGGUGAGUAUGUCAUGUGUCAUGAAUUCUCCAUGUUAGCAGUGGUGAGUAACUCAAGGCCUGAUUAUUAGCGUUAGAGGUGAAAUUUUAAGCCAUGGUUAUAGGGCCUGGAGUCGUCUGGUACUGCCCCCCAUCCAGCAUUUAAACUAUUUGGAUACCAGUUUAGCACUAAAUAAGGGUCUAUGGCCACCCACAGCCUGGCACACAUUUCCUUCUUACCAUACCAAUUCAUAUCAGCAAUGGGCUCUGUGAUAGGCUGGUAUGAUUGGUUGACACUCUCAGCCAAUCACAGCUGCCCUUUGCUGCUCAGCCUAGUGUCCCUCAUUAUAGUGAGAAGCACAGAGAGGAUAAUGAGGAAGCACAAAAGGUUAAACGCUGAAUGGAUGGACAGCGCCAGAGAACUCCAGACCCUAAUUGAAUGAGAUAAAGCAGUUACAGUGGUUACAGUGUCUCUAACAUUUUUUUUGUCUUUAAUGAAUAGCAGCAGAUAAACUGAGCUCAGAUAGUUAGUAAAACCCCAGCCAGAUUUCUCACCUGCAGCUCUAUGUCACCACUAGACUCUGUAGGGGAGCCCUGGCCUAAUUAUAAUAGAGGUUAUGUAGAAAAAGCGUUGCGUCAUUUUUGUGUAGGCCCUUUUUUUUUGUGCUUUACUUUUUUGCACCAAAAUAUUAAUUGCGGCACCGCUUGAAUCAUUUUAUUUUCUUGUUUCAAUUCGGUUCUUGUUUUUAGUUCACAAAUGUGUCACUAUUAAUGAAUAAAAGAGGAAGUGGAAAAGUGUGACGCUUUUUUUUUUUCUGCUUCAAAAUAUUUUUUUCCACAACGUCAGAGAAGUGAAUUCCUGUGACAGGUUAGCUGCUUUCACAGUCUUUAUCUUUGUUAAAGAAAUCAAGAAAUCUUUCAAAUUGCAAGUCUAUGGUAAAAUGAUCGGGGCUGGGGGAACAAAAGUCUGAAAGGAAUAAAAAAGUAUCGGAAAGACAAAUUAAUACAUUAAAGAAAAUUCGAGAGAGAAAAAAAAAGUCAAUAAUGUAUGUAUAAUAUGGAAUGACCGUUUUAUACAUAAGAACAUGGUGUAAGUGCACAUAAAGGACGCUAACAUCAUAGUGAACGUGAGAAUUUUUAUACAUAACCCCCAAUGUACAUGGAGUACACAGCGUUCUCAUGCCCAGCUGACGCCACCAUGUCUUCUAUAGCUCAAUCAGUCUCAACAAGCCCGAUGUACUCUGCUCCUUAUGUUAUUGUCUAUGGUCUAUGCCUUUUUUCUUGUGCAUUAUUGAAUUAAGUUCUGUAACUUACUAUAAGACACCACCAUUGUGUAUAUGUGCCCAAAGGCAUUUACUAGCUUCUGGGUUACAUUUUAUGCCUUCUGAAAUUUGGAUUGUGCGGAGGAUUAGCUUCCCACCCUGGACAGCAAAGCCACUUAUGGCCUAGGACUCACCCACGUGUGGCUGUAGCUGUUAGGAACUCACCGGCCUCAUCCAGUUCCUCCAGGUUUGCUUUUAGCUGUACCCACUAUUUAUGUAUACUCUGCUAUAUAAUACGGUAAAAGUAUGAUGUGAUUACACACCUGGUUCUCCUCAUCUUACUAUUCAAUGUCUUUACACACUCUACUAGGUGCAUAGACAAUUGGCAUUUAAUAAAUAAUAAUAAUAAUAAAAAAAGUAUUUAACCAGGAAAGGUACAUUGAAAUUACUAUUGUUUCCAAGUACGUCCUGGGGAUGUUACCUUAGCCCAACAUCCAGGGGUUGUUACUAUAUAAGCGAAUAUUCAUCCUUUGUUUCGCACAUUUAGUGUGCUUUUAGCAUGCUUUUUACCCAUACGUCAAUUCCCAGGUCUUGUAACUUCUGUGCCAUUGAAUGUGUGCCCAUACUACAUUUAUAGAUAGAAAAUGUCCAGGCACUCCAUAAGCUUCAAGAACAUUUAUUGGAACAAACAGAGCACUGCAACGUUUUGACCCACACUUGGGUCUUUGCAGGGGCGUACCUGGAGCAUUUGGCACCCGAAACGGAUCUUAUAUUUGGCAUCCCGCCUCCCCCCCCCAUCAUUUUAAAAUGUAAAAAAAACAAAAAACACACAAUUAUUUUUUUUUAAAUGAAUUUAGCAUUGAGCAGUGUUUGCAUUUUAUUUGAUCUAUUUAGCACUGAGCAGUGUUUGUGUGUAGUGUUGGCAUUUGAAUGCAGGCGUGCAUUUUUGUGUAGUGUGUUUUUUUAAUAUUUGGUGUGUUUUUACGUAGUGUUCAUAUUUGGAUGCAGAUGUGUAUUUGUGUGUAGUGUUGGCGAAAUGCUGAGAUUUAUGCACAUAUACACAAAUACACACGCACACUGGCACACAUGCAGAUACAUAGACACACAGAUGGACACACUGGCACAAACAGAUACACAGACACACAGGUAUACACAUGCAGAUACAUAGAAACACAGUCAUGCACAGAUACAGACAAAACCCAGAUAGAUACAAACACACACACUUACACACAUGUACAGAGACACAUAGGCACAGACACACAUACAGAUACAAUGACACACAGAUACAAACACAGACACACAGGCACAGAUACAUAACACAGGUAUAAGUGUGUGUGUUUAUUGUAGGAGUCUCCACAUUAAGCAGCAUGUCCUCUGCUCUCGCAAUCCGCGAGAGCGUUGCAGCAGGUUGCCAUAGCAACGCUCUCGCGGAUCGUGAGAACAGAGGACAUGCUGCUGCUGGAUGUGGAGACUCCUGCAAGCGGCAUGAAAAUGCACCCUGGGCACCCCCCUAGUGAGUGGCACCCGAAGUGGACCUCCCCCUCCGCCCCCACCCCUUAGUACGCCACUGAGUCUUUGUCAAAUAUAGAUUUGCCAUGCCUUUUUCCAGUGCCUUGGCUCCCUCUGUCUCCCCACCUCCCAUGACUGCAGGGCAACCUUUUACAUGCAUUUUCAUAAAUAUGACAAAAUUAUAACUGCCCCUGAAACCAUGGUGGUGACAAAAAAACUGCAAUGUUUAUGUUACAGGGUUGAAAGGACAGGGACACUGUCAAUUUGGGUUUCUCCAGAACCCUGCUCCUUCUAAGAAUAUCUCUACCACCAUCUGAUUAACCCGGAAUAAAUCUUUCUAAACUACAAAGCAUCCUCGACAAAUAGUCCCCUGAUAGCAUUACUGUAAUGCGGGGCAGUGGAUUUGUGGCCUGUUAAUGGGCUGCUUGUCUGAGUGAUGAUUGCACAGCCAGUGGAUCCUGACAUUUUAUAUUGUUUUAUGUUAUUACAGAUGGGAAGAGGAGUACACGGCACGUGUUCAGCUCCAGCAAAGAGUCUCUGAACUGGAUGAGGUAAGCAGUAUAUGUAUAUUUUCUGUAACUGCCUGUCUGUCAUACGGUCUCUGUUAUACAGUCUGUCUCGCUCUAUUCACCGGUCAUACUGUCUGCCUGACUGUCAAUCAUACUGUCUGUUCCUCUGCCUUUAUCAUAACGUGUCUGUCAUACUGCCGGUGUCAUUACCUCUCCAUCAUACGGUCUGUCAGUCACCCUGCCUGUGUCCUUACCUGUCCGUCAUACUGCUUGUAUCAUUAUCUGUCCUUCAUACUGUCGGUCACUCUGCCUGUAGCUAUACCGGUCUGUCAUACUGUGCCAUUAUCUGCCUGCGUCAUUACAUGUCCAUCAUCCUGUCUGUCAAUCUAUCUCACUAAGCCAUCAUAUUGCACAUCAUCCUCUUUCUCACUCAUUGUACAUUACACUGUCUGUUAUUCCGUCUCUUGCUGUACACGUCUGUUUCUGUCUGUCAGUGUCAGAAUAGUUUGCCAUACGUUGUGAUUAAAUUUCCUUUGUUGUAUAGGGUAUUAUAGUAAAUAUCCUAUCUAUAUAUUUUAUAUCUUCAAUACGAUGCAUAGGCAGUAUCUCGUUUAUAUAUGUAAUGAAUCUGUCUUAACAGGAGGCCCAGGAAUCAGCUCUCUAUCAAGAAGAACUGGCUAUGAAGAUCAAACAGCUGAAGGCUGAACUUGUUGUCUUCAAAGGGUUAAUGAGCAAUGUGAGUCCUUUAUGGGAGAGAAAUGGAAUAUGAAAAUACUAUUUAUUAUUCAUUGUGAUACUCUGUAACAAGAAACCGAUACACUCUAUAUAUGUGACCUCUCUCUGCAUGGGAUAGGAUAGGGUUAAAUGCACUUGUGGGACAGGCAGAACAAAGGGAAAGAUGAGAUGAAUAAAGUAGAGACAGAGGGAAUGAAAAGGAAUUGUAGAAGGCAGGGAAAAGAGGAAGCAGGGCGAAAGGGAAGAAGUUAGAAAGGUACAUUUGGGAGGAAGGGAGUGACAAAGUGUGAAAGAAGGAAUGCAGGAGAUAAGAAAGGAGCAUGACGUGGACAGAGGGGGAAAGAACAUUAGAAAGGAGGAAAGAAAGAGGGGGGCAUGGGAUGGAGGAGAAAGGGAAGAAAGGGGAAUGAAAUGGAAAGCAGAUGCUGAUGAAUGUGUAAGAUGAUGACAAUGUCUCUUUCCUUUCUCCACCCCCCCCUCCGUUACGAAGUCUAAUAAUUGUCUCUUUCCAAACCGUUCCUUUGAAUUUCUGCCCCUUGUAUCCUCUCUUGAUGUUGUCUGUCUCUUACUGCCUCUAUCUGCAAUCUCUGGUCCCCGCUCCCUGACGCUCAGUCUCUGGUCCCCGCUCCCUGACGCUCAGUCUCUGGUCCCCGCUCCCUGACGCUCAGUCUCUGGUCAUCGCUCCCUGUCGCUCAGUCUCUGGUCCCCGCUCCCUGUCGCUCAGUCUCUGGUCAUCGCUCCCUGUCGCUCAGUCUCUGGUCAUCGCUCCCUGUCGCUCAGUCUCUGGUCAUCGCUCCCUGUCGCUCAGUCUCUGGUCAUCGCUCCCUGUCGCUCAGUCUCUGGUCAUCGCUCCCUGACGCUCAGUCUCUGGUCAUCGCUCCCUGACGCUCAGUCUCUGGUCCCCGCUCCCUGACGCUCAGUCUCUGGUCCCCGCUCCCUGACGCUCAGUCUCUGGUCCCCGCUCCCUGACGCUCAGUCUCUGGUCCCCGCUCCCUGACGCUCAGUCUCUGGUCUUCAUGUCUUCCAUUGUCUGUCCUUCAUAUCCUCUCAUGCGGUCUUUGUCAUUGAUUUCUCUCUUGCUGUCUCUCUAUUAGAACCUGACUGACCUGGACACCAAGAUCCAGGAGAAGGCAAUGAGAGUGGACAUGGAUAUCUGUCGCCGGAUUGAUAUCACAGCAAAGCUUUGUGAUGUAGCUCAGCAGCGGAGCUGUGAGGACAUGAUCAACAUGUUGCAGGUAAGUGUGAGAUGGAUUGAAUGUAUCAGUGCUUGGAUUGUGGAUGAAUGUGCAUGUAUAGGAGGGUAAAUGUAUGCUAGUAUGGUCAGUGUUGACAGUUUGGAGAAUAAAAUAGAGGUUUCCCAGGAGCUGAUUCACCACAGACUCCAUGCCGAGGGGUUGAUUUGCAUCUUUCCAAGCUUUUUAUAGAAUAGGGAAAACUGCUGCUUAAUAUAUUUAAAUUCUCUAUCACUGUAUGUUAGUGUAUGGGGGGUAACACGCAGGGUUACUUCACACAUAGCAUUCAGUGGCAAGGAGGAGGCUUCAACAUGUAACAAGGGUAUGGGCAGGGUGGCAUACUUACAGGGAGGAUUACAUAGAACAAAAGGCUACAUUUACUACAAAUAUACAAAUGGAACACACGUUACAUAAAUUCAAUAGGGCUGUUAGAUCCCAGAGCCUCCUGGAGACUUGAUAAGUGACCAUUCCUGAAAUUCAUCAAAGAGUAUCACAAUGUCCUGUAUUGAGUGGGAGAGUCUGAUUGUGUUGUAAAUAGAUCCAGUUGCCUCCUGAAACAAUAUGUCGGCUCUCUUGAAUUGAGCUGUCAGAAUUAUUUAAUUUCCUGAGACCUUAUCGUAACUACAAUAACAUGCAUAUCUGUAGAUAUUAAAGGGACACUAUAGGCACCAAAACAACUUUAGUGUAAUGAACACUGGUGGCUGGUGAAGUUUUAUGAUGGUGAGGUGCCAGACUCCUCCCCCAGAAUAUUACUCCUCCCGAUACAGUACAGAGAUACUCAUAGAAUACAGAGAGCUGAGCACAAUGCAGAGAUACUCAUACAAUAAAACAAGCUGGGCACAACAUAAAGAUAUCUAUAAAAUACAUAGAGCUGAGUACAAUACAGAGAUAACCAAACCACAAACAGAAAACAUAGAGAUAUAAUACACAAAACUGGACACAACACAUAGAUACAUAUACAAUACACAGAGCUGGAUAGACUACAGGGAUACCUAUAUAACAGGGAUCUUUUAAAGCAGGGAAUUGAGCUGUGAGACUGCAGGGGCAUGAUCUGACAGUACCAUAUCCACAAGUAUGACAUACCUCCCAACAGUCCCAGGUUCAGCGGUACAGAGCCUUAUUGAUGGUCCUGCUGAUGGUCCUAGGUUUAUGCUCUAGAGUCCCAAUUCCAGAUAGUUUUGAUUGGCAGGUAUGUGGUAUAUCGGUUCGAUAGGCAGGUAUGUGUGUGUGUCUGUACGAUAGGUGGGUAUGCCUGUGUCAGUUCGAUGGGCAGGUUUGUGUGUGUGUGUCAGUUUGAUGGGUAGGUGUGUGUCUGUUCAAUAGGGCAGGUAUGCGUGUGUCUAAUCCAGGGAUGCCCAAAAGGUAGAUCUCCAAAUGUUAUAGUACUACUACUCCCUUGAUGCAGUUUUCAAACAUCUGGCGAUCUAACUUUUUGGCACCCAUGGUCUAAUCCAGUGAUCCCCAAGACAGUCCUAAUAGACCACCAACUACCAGGUUUUGUCAGUAUCUCCAUUUGAAUAAAAAAAAAAAUGGAAAUACAUAAAUCCUGAAUUGUUGGUGGCCCAGGAGGACAGGGUUGGGGACCACUGGUCUAAUCUAUAGGGCAGGUGUAUGUGUGUCUAAUCUCAUGGGCAGGUCUGUGUGUGACUAUGUGUGUGUGAUCUAUAGGGCAGGUCUGAGUGUGUGUGUGUGUGUGUGUCUGAACUAUAGGGCAGGUGUGUGUGCACGUCUGAUCUAUAGGGCAGGUCUGUGUGUGACUAUGUGUGUCAUCUAUAGGGCAGGUCUGUGUGUGAAUGUGUGUGUGUGUGUGUGUGUGUGUGUGUGUGAGUGAUCUAUAGGGCAGGUCUGUGUGUGAGUGUGAUCCAUAGGGCAGGUCUGUUUGUGACUGUGUGUGUGAUAUAUAGGGCAGGUGAGAUGGAUUGAAUGUAUCAGUGCUUGGAUUGUGGAUGAAUGAUUGUGGAUGGAUAUCCUGCAGGUCUGUGUGUGAAUGUGUGUGUGUGAAUGUGAUGUAUAGGGCAGGUCUGUGUGUGAAUGUGUGAGUGUGAUCUAUAGGGCAGGUCUGUGUGUGAUAAAACCAGAGAAUAGGUGCGCACCUAUUCUCUGAUUUAAUUGUAUUUAAGUGUUUUUGGGCUAUUACACAAUAUAGGUGCUGCUGUAUUUAAAAUUUCUUUUUACUAGUGUUUUUCCUAUAUUUGUAAUUUUAAGCCCCAAUUUUUCACUUGUUUGUAUAUGUGUGUUCUAUAGGGCAGGUGUGUGUGUGUUCUAUAGGGCAGGUGUGCAACCAAUUUUGCUGUUGCAGGUAAAUUGUUUAAUGGCACAGGAUGUCUCUAGUCUAGAUAAUCAUUGGCCAUCAUCGCCCUCUAGUGGUGGUACUGCAGAUUGCAGCUGUACAGGAGUAUUCAUUGUCCCGGUGAGAUUUUCCAUGAAGUGAUCAGAAGUGGUAUUUCUCCCAGCACAUUGCUGGAUCUGCUCCUAUUCACAUUGUUGGUUUAUUUUACUGAAUUCCAGGUUCCCCAUGUUAUGAGAGUUCCAUAGGUGAAAGGGGUUCAUAUCUCACUACUGAACACGGACAAAACGCCUCUCAGUCUCCCCGCGCCAUCAUUAUAUUGAAUGUCUCCUUGGAUCAUCCAAACCCUCUCCCUCUUUUUGUGCGUUAAAACCAAUAGAGCUUUUUUGGAAUGACGAUGUAGCAAUCUGUGUUUCCAAAGCGCAUUGAUAUAAAGAAAAGGCUACAUGAUGUUUUCAGGAUUUAUAUAGAAGAGAUGUAGGACGACGAUCUUUUUAGAGUUACUUGUCGUGUCUCGAGGAAAGAUUUGUAGUUUUGCUUCCUCAUCGAUGGAGCAGAAUGUAGACAAGAGCUAAACGGUUAAUUUCCCUAUCAUAUACCCAGUGAAAAGAUUAUUCACUAACAUAAGAAUUCAAAGCUAAUCUCAAAUUCAAGGUGAAAAUAGCUGAACUGAAAAAAUUCUCUAAGUCAAUUAUGGUUCUGGUUUGGCUGCUCUGACCUUAAAGGACCACUAUAGGCACCCAGACCACUUCAUCUUAAUGAAGUGGUCUGGGUGCCAGGUCCAGCUAAGUUUAACCCUUUUUUCUAUAAACAUAGCAGUUUCAGAGAAGCUGCUAUGUUUAUAAAUGGGUUAAUCCAGCCUCUAGUGGCUGUCUCAUUGACAGCCGUUAGAGGCGCAUUAGCACUUCUCACUUUGAAAAUCACAGUGAAAAGACACCAGCGUCCAUAAGAAAGCAUUGUGAAUGCUUUCCUAUGAGACUGGCUGAAUGCGCGCACGGCUCUUGCCGCGCAUGCGCAUUCAGCCGAGGAGGAGGAGAGCUCCCCGCCAGGCGCUGGGGAAAGAGGUAAGUUUAACCCCUUCCACCCCCUAGAGCCCGGCAGGAGGGGGACCCUGAGGGUGGGGGCACCCUCAGGGCACUAUAGUGCCAGGAAAAUGAGUGUGUUUUCCUGGCACUAUAGUGGUCCUUUAAUUUUGAAAUUCACUUGGAAUUCUCACUUCAGUGGGAAACCCUGCCAAGAGUAUUUACCAAAGUGGAAAUUCAAAGGGAAUUUCAAAUGUAAGGCCAGAGCAACAAAACUGGAAGCAGGGCUGAGAAUUUUCCUAGCUCGGCUAUUUCCACCUUGAAUUCCCACUUUCUUUCUCUCUCACCUAGACGGUUCACCUGUCCCCAAUGAAAGUUUUGGGAAGAAGGAAGGAACGGAAAGCGGCUACUGAUGACGAGCCAUCGUUGUGUGAGAGCGACAGCGCGAGGGGAGGAGAGGAGGAUGAGAGCACCGCGAUGAGCAUUAAUGAGGAAAUGCAACGAAUGCUGAAUCAGCUGUAUGUACCCAACUAUCCAUACCUAUACACCUCUAUACUGCACUGUGCCCCCCUAUACAUAGGGCACCAGAUCCAUCAUGUUUUCAGGGUUACAUAUAAUGUAAAGUGUUGCCCUGCAGUAUGUAUAAUGGAUAUCCUGCAGGAUUCUUCAUUGCCUAUGUACUUAAUCUUAUACUCUUUCUGAAUUCUACAUACUACAGGGCUACCCGUUUCAUGUGCUGCCAAACUAUAUGUACACGUGAUGUAUGUUCCAGCAAAUAUGGUGGAUCUGGUAACCCUGACGAUAAACCCAAAAUAUUGUAAACAUGUCGUGUUUGGAUUUGGUUUAUAAGCAAGCUAAUUAGACCUACCCUAGUCCCCAAAUGGACCAGACCAAACAUAUUCCAACUAUUCACGAAGAAACCAUCUUACCCAGAGGUCAGCAUCAAGAUCUCAGACGUGUGAGAGACUCAGAGACUUUAGGAAUCAAAGGCGAUCAAAGAGAGAAGUAACAUUUUAGAUCAGGACAGAUACAGACCAGACUGUUAUGAUGGCAUGUACCAAUUUGAGUACUUCAAGGGUUAAAUGUUAUUACUAAUGUUAUCAAUACUUUAGACUUAUUCUUUUGGUUUUGUUUGGUAUUGUUAUUUUUAGUGAGGGUAAAUAAAGUAAAUGUAGCAUAAGGCAUGCUGGGCUGUUUUCAUGGUAAUGGUUAUAUUACAUAUUCUCGGACCGCAAUCUCUCACUGUCAAUAGUGAAUCUCUCCAUUAACUCUCUCAUAUUUUGCUAAAGUUACCUGCGCUAAACUACACACUUAUCCAGUGGUACACACCUCUAUAUAGCUUUAUACAAAGCUCUACUGCAAUACACAACGGUUUUAAAGUGCUACACACCAAUAUACUGAACUGCAGAGCCCUUACCAGCAUUUCACACCCAUAUACACCGCUAUACACCAUUCAUCCGUGCUGCACACACUUACACCGAAUUGCCAUUCCUAUAUUGCAGUACACAAUCUUUAUAUAGUGCAACACACUAAUAUACUGAACUACACAGAAUCCUACAGAGCAUUUCACACAUAUUUACACACCCACGUACUGCACUUCAGAGCCUUAAACUUCGCAACACACAAUUAAACUGUGUUUCAUACCCAUAUACACAUUCCUAGACUAUAAUACACAGCGAUAUCAAUAACUAUGGGACCCAGUAAGGCACGUCACACCCAUAUACUGAACUCCACACAUUUAUACAGUGCGCACACCCAUAUACUGAACUCCACACAUUUAUACAGCGCACACACCCAUAUACUGAAUUCCACAAAUCUAUACAGCGCUACACAGCCAUAUACUGAACUCCACACAUCUAUACAGCGCUCAUGGGCGUCCGCAGGAAUUUUUCCAGGGGGGGGCAUAAUUGUAAUGACAUCCAUGCUUGGUACCUUUUUGACGGUGUCAUGAAAGGGAAGGGGCAUAGCCAUUAUCACAUAAAGCCAGGGUGACUAGCGUUUUCACAACUAUGGUGUCAGGAAUAUAUGUUUGUAUUCCUGACACUAUAGUGUGCCUUUAAGCAAAUUAAAGGACAUUUCUGGUCACCAUAACAACUUCACCUAAAUGAAAAUGCUAUGAUGCCAGAUAGCCCCUGGGUGCUUGCUUUCCUUUAAGGGGUUAAAUCGCUCUCAAAUGGUUUAACCCAAAGGCUUCCUCCAGCUCCAGGUCGCUCAGUGGUAUUUGGCUUCUGAAACAGAGUGUCAAGAAGUGUAGAUUGACGUCAGGCAUGGGUGCCGCUGAUUGACUAGAGUGGACAGUUGACGCUCUAAGCCAAUCGCUAGUUCCCGGUUCAUAAAAUAUUUUUACUUUUUUAUGAAUGGGGAGCUACUGAUUAGCUUAGAGUGCCAGCUGACCGCUGUAGCCAAUCAGCAAGCCAACGGCACUCUGUGCUUCCUGACACUCAGUAAAUAAAAGUGAACACAUUAAUACUGAUAUUUUUUUACCUUUGGAGAUGAGAAGGUCCAGCGUUUCCCUGCCUGGCCCAGGUACCAAAGCCUUAUGAUGUGGUGUCCAGAAUAAAGUGGAGGGUUUACUUCAUUUGUCCUUCCUGCUCCAAUCUCCUUCAUUUGGCAGUCUUUUUUUUUUUCUUCUGACACUGUUUUCUAUCCUUGGCCCCUUCGGCUCUUUUACCUUUCUGCUACUUUCUGCUUAUUUAGCGCCCUUCUGCUCCUUUCUCAUUCUGAUCCCUUUCUGCUCCUUGCAGACCCUUUCUGCUCCCUUUUCUACUUUACCUUUGUGCUCCUUGCUGUCCCUUUCUGCUCUUUCUCCUACUUUACCUUUGUGCUCCUUCUGAUUUUUUCUGCUCCUUUACCUUUGUCCUCCUUGCUGUCCCUUUGUGCUCCUUCCUGCUCCUUGCAGGCCCUUCCUGCUCAUUCUCCUACUUUACCUUUGUGCUCCUUCUGCCCCUUCUAGCUCAUUUCUGACCCUUUCUGCUCCUUCUACUUUACCUUUGUGCUGCUUUACCUUCCAGCUCCUUGCUGACCCUUCCUGUUCAUUUCUAUAUAUCUAUAGGCUGCUGCCCCCCCAAAUCUAUAGGCUGCUGCCCCCCUCCCCAAAUCUAUGGGCUGCUGCCCUCCUCCCCAAAUCUAUGGGCUGCUGCCCCCCCAAAUCUAAAGGCUGCUGCCCCCCACCCAAAUCUAUAGGCUGCUGCCCCCCUCCCCAAAUCUAUGGGCUGCUGCCCCUCCCCAAAUCUAUGGGCUGCUGCCCCCAAAUCUAUAGGCUGCUGCCCCCCUCCCCAAAUCUAUGGGCUGCUGCCCCCAAAUCUAUGGGCUGCUGCCCCCUCCCCAAAUCUAUGGGCUGCUGCCCCCCUAAAAAUCUGUUAUGGGCUGCUGCCCCUCCCCUUAAAUCUAAGGGCUGCCCUCCCAAAUCUAUAGGCUGCUGUCCCCCCUAAAUCUAUGCGGGCCGCUGCCCCUCCCCAAAUCCAUGGGCUGCUGCCCCUCCCAAAUCCAUGGGCUGCUGCCCUCCCAAAUCUAUGGGCUGCUGCCCCCCCUUAAAAAUCUAUGGGCUGCCCUCCUCAAAUAAUAUAUGGGCUGCUGCCCCUCCCAAAUAAAUAUAUAAGGGCUGCUGCCCCCUAAAUUCAUGGGCUGCUGCCCCCAAAUCUAUGGGCUGCUGCCCCUCCACACAAAAUCCAUGGGCUGCUGCCCCCCUCCCCCAAAUCUAUAGGCUGCUGCCCCCUCCCAAAUCUAUGGACUGAUGCCCCCCCCUAAAUCUAUGGGCUGCUGCCCCCAAAUCUAUAGGCUGUUGCCCCCCUCUCAAACCCUCCCCCCCCAUCCCUCACUUACCUGAUCUGUAGGCUGUCUCUGGCUGCAUGUGUUGCUCCCCUGCGGUUUCAAUCAGCAGAGAGAAGCAGGGAUAAGAUGCAGCUUCCUAUCCCUGUCACUCUCCAUACACACCGGCGCCGGUAUUGCAGUUCAUUUUAAAUCUCACACGAAAAAUAGCAGAACAAGCUGAAAAAUCCAGGGGGGGGCAAGUGCCCCCCCUUGCGGACGCCCAUGACAGCGCUACACAGCCAUAUACUGAACUCCACACAUCUAUACAGCGCUACACAGCCAUAUACUGAACUCCACACAUCUAUACAGCGCUACACAGCCAUAUACUGAACUCCACACAUCUAUACAGCGCUACACAGCCAUAUACUGAACUCCACACAUCUAGACAACGCUACACAGCCAUAUACUGAACUCCACACAUCUAGACAACGCUACACAGCCGUAUACUGAACUCCACACAUCUAUACAGCGCUACACAGCCAUACACUGAACUCCACACAUCUAUACAGCGCUACACAGCCAUACACUGAACUCCACACAUCUAUACAGCGCUACACAGCCAUACACUGAACUCCACACAUCUAUACAGCGCUAUACACCCAUACACUGAACUACACACAUCUAUACAGUGCUACACACCCAUAUACUGAACUACACACAUCUAUACAGCGCUACACAGCCAUAUACUGAACUACACAGCCAUAUACUGAACUACACAGCCAUAUACUGAACUACACACCCAUAUACUGAACUACACACAGCUAUACAGCGCUACACAGCCAUAUACUGAACUACACAGCCAUAUACUGAACUACACACCCAUAUACAGCGCUACACAGCCAUAUACUGUAAACACAAAAAGAAUUCAGCGCUAGUAAUCACAAAAUUAGUCAAGGUAGGCAGCAACCCAAAUGAAGGAAAACCCCUCGGGUCCUUCGGUGGAUAGAUACAAAAAGAUAUGGAAGGGCUGCGCCAAAUAAGGGUAGAUAGUCCAGUAAAGUAUUGCUAGGGUGCCAAUAGAUGGUCUAGGAUACUUGAUAGAGUUCCUCUGUGGAUGCGUCUGGUGUAGACCGUUCCGUAUAUGUAAAUACAAGAGAGGUAGAGGCGACUAAUGGUAUAGUAUGAAAGUUCAGGGUGUGAUAGGUAACAAAAAGUAAAGAACUCACAUUCAGGAGAGCUAUGGCCAGCUCUGGUGUGGAUUGCGUACAGCGGUAUAAUCCCCGCUUAUGGGAUAUGUAGGGAGGGGUCUCCGUCAGCACCGUCUGGUAGUCCAGAGCUCGAAAAAGAAAGACAGAAAGCAACAAUAGUGCUCUCAAUUUUGAUGUGGUUCAAUGUGCAGAUAAGAAGAGGUAAAAAACUCACAUUUGAGGGAGCUAUGGCCAGCUCUGGUGUGGAUAGCGUACAGCGGUAUAAUCCCCGCUUAUAGGAUAUGUAGCGGCGAUACGUCCGUCAGCACCGUCUGGUGAUCCAAGGCUCCAAUAUAGAAGAAUAAAAAGCAGCAAUAGUGCUCUCAAUUGUGAUAGGUUAAGAGAGUAGUAGAGAAAAUAAAAUAAUACUCACAAAGAUAGAGCAGAGGUACUGCUCUAUGGAUAGGCGCCGGUGGUAUGAUCCCCACCUAGGAUUUCUUGGAGUACUGGAACUUUAAAAUUGCCAAUGGAAGUAAAAGUAACCAGGAAAGGUUAAAAUGCCAGGAAUAGGUAAAAACAAAAUAUACAGCCAUAUACUGAACUACACACCCAUAUACAGCGCUACACAGCCAUAUACUGAACUACACACCCAUAUACUGAACUACACAGCCAUAUACUGAACUACACACCCAUAUACAGCGCUACACAGCCAUAUACUGAACUCCACACCCAUAUACUGAACUCCACACAUCUAUACAGCGCUACACACCCAUAUACUGAACUCCACACAUCUAUACAGCACUACACACAUUUAUACAGCGCUACACACAUUUAUAUACCCAUAUACGCUACACACCCAUAUACUGAACUACACACAUUUAUGCAGUGCGCACACCCAUAUACUGAGCUACACACAUUUAUGCAGUGCGCACACCCAUAUACUGAGCUACACACAUUUAUGCAGUGCGCACACCCAUAUACUGAGCUACACACAGAUCUAUCUACCUGUGUGUGUAUGUAUUUGUAUAGCACAAAGAGAGUAAGACCUGCCGCACAACAUAUGUUUUACAAUAUACAGUACACCUUUAUAGUACAAUGCUCACUCAUUAUUGGAAUACAGCUCUACAUACCUCUAUAUUCCUACCAGCACAUUUAUACCAUGACGCACCCUAUAUAGUAACAAAUAAACCCCUUUAUAUCAAGGCUACAUUCUCUUCCCAUCCUCACGCUCUUCAUUCUAUUCCAGUCGCGAGUAUGAUUUCGAAGAUGACUGUGACAGCCUCGCCUGGGAGGAGACAGAGGAAACGCUAUUAUUGUGGGAAGAUUUUUCAGGUUACACAAUGUCGGCAAUGGAGACACAGGGAGAGGUGAGACCCAUUGGACAGAUCAUAGUCUUGCUAAGAUAACGGGCCUUGCACUACUUGUGUUACAACCUACGGAUGCAGAAACAUGGUUAAAGGACCACUCCACAAGCACUUCAGCUUUUUUUUUUUAUAUCUAUGGAGUUUCUCUUUUAGAAGAUGGUUUAUAAAAGUGCUGAUUUCUUUGAGAUAUCGGCACUUUUAUUAUUAGGCGGUCUCCCUGGAGGUCAGACAGCUAGAGAGGCUUUCUUCCUCGUUCCAUUAGCUCCCCUUAACGAACGGAAGGGACAUGUGCGCUCUACUUGAGUAUGCCUGCAGUUCACGCAGACAGACACAGGCGUACAAACAAAACAGAUUCAGAGGUUUCUCAAAGGCUGAAGCUAUAAGAAUUGCAUAUUUUGCAAGCUCUUUUUAGAUAUACCCCUGUGACUACAUGCAUUAAGAAAUGCAUGUAUUCAUUGCAGUAUAUCUACUAAAUGGCAUUUUAAAGUUUUUAUUCUGUGAAGUGUUCCUUUAAGAAAAUAAAAUGUUUUGCUGUAACCUUAUCUACACCUAGCCCUUAGAAUGAGAUGUUUUCCUCUAAUUUGUGUAAGGGUUACAAACUUGAGGUUAUUAACCAGAAAGGCCACUUUUAGAUCAGUAUAUCCAACCGGGAAAAAUAUUUGUACAAUUUUUCAUAUUCUGCCAUUUCGGCCUCAAAUUUUGAAAUUUCAAUGUUAGUUAUUCUCAGAGAAAACAUGGCAGGGCUCAAGCAAAACAAGGAAAUAUAUUAACAGUCUCCAGUCAUACCUGUAGCCCCGAUCGCUAGUAGGCUGGCGUGAAAUCUUUCCAAUUAGGAAUAAACUGCAGGAUCUCCAAAGGGAGAAUGCAAAAAAUGAGGGGGGGGGGGGACGGGACAUCAUUGCAAUGGAUUGUAAGCUUGUUUGAGCAGGGUCCUCAUCAACCUAUUGUUCCUGUAACAUUCCGUAAAUUGUCCCAUUGGUUGUUAAAUUUGCCAUUUUAUAAUAUUGUAAAGUUCUGCAGAUAGGUUGACGCUAUAUAAAAUAAUAAUAGCAUAAAGAAUCUGUGGGGAGCAGUCAUAGAAUGUGACGGGAGAUAAGAACCAUUCGGCCCAUCUAGUCUGCCCAAUUUUCUAAAUACCUUCAUUAGUCCCUGGUCUUAUCUUAUAGUUAGGAUAGCCUUAUGCCUAUCGCACACAUGCUUAAACUCCUUCACUGUGAUAACCUCUACCACUUCAGCUGGAAAGCUAUUCCAUGCAUCCACUACCCUCUCAGACUUGCCACCUAAGGCAAGGUCUAGCCAUUCAAAGUAUGGUAAUAGUGUUUGUUUAAUACCUGUGAUACUUACAUCAUGCUAGUGUUUUGAUCCAGCUCCUUCUGACUUUGCUUUGCUCACAGAUACAAUAUAAUUAAUUAAAACCUCACCUGGAUUUCUGGGGAGUGGAGGUCAGCUGGACUUUGUGCUUCAAUAGGUUUUUUUAUGUAUCUGUCUAUCAUUGCUUUCCCUGAUUUAUUUCACUGUUUGUAAUGUUUAUCUGUAUUUGUAUACUCAUUUGUGCAAUUUUGGAAAGUCAGUCAGGGUUAUUCAAUAAAGUGAGAAUUGUCAGUAAUUUAAAGUAAAUUUCAAAUUUAAGGCCAAAAUAGCCAAACUUAUAAACAUUCUGCUAUUCACCCAUGUUUUCAGUUUGAUUAUUUUAGCCUUAAAUUUAAAAUUUACUUUAAAUUGCUGACAACUCUCAGACAGUGUGCACUGGUGUCCUCGUUUCACAGGCCUGGAUGCAAACAUGGUAAUUCGGUAAAGUGAGAAUUUGCAGGAAUUAUAAGUGAAUUUUAAGUUGUAGGCCAAUCUAACUGAAUGAGAAAAAAAAAAAUCUCAAAGUCAACUUUGUUUUUAAUUCAGCUAUUUUGGCCUUCAGUCUGAAAUUUGCUUUGAUUUCACUGUGAUCUCCCGGUAGAUAACACGGACAUGAAAACAAAUUAGUUCUGGGGCAAAGUGUGGAAGCCAGGGCAAUGAGCUGGGACCUCGCCUGCGUUCCGUGCUGAUUACACCACUUGUAGUGUGUUUAGUACUUUACCCUCCAUUGACUCUGGCUAAAUAGCCCUGUUUUCCCUUUUCACUCUCACCGAAGGAUACUUACUCCAGUUAUCAGCAGAAUCUGUUUGCCUAAACCUUUACUCAAUAACCAUAUGUUUUCUGAACUUUGCACUCCUAACUAUCUUCUCUGCAUCCUUUGGCGCACCAUAUUAAUCUCCAAAAAUACCAAAUGAUAUUGGUCUCCAACACUGUCCCUUUAAAAGGACAGGGUCCCAGUCUCUUGGUGACUUAAUAAUCUCCUGCUUGUCCCCCUGUGAGGAUGUUGGUGCUGGCUGAGGCUGAUGGGUGUUAUGUUUGUAUGCACAUUUGUAAUACGUUAGUAAUUACUGGGUGCGCUGAACAUAACUAUUAAGAUAUUAUGAAUAAAAGAGAGAUAACAGGUUUAAUUAAUAAAAGGUAACGUCAGUAGAUAUUUUACUCUGAAUAUAUAUCUUGCAUUCUCUGCAUUUGUCCCAUCCCCAAAUAUUUCAGUGGGUUUACAGCUGAAUCACCUCUCAGCCUUUUCCAAUAAAACAUUUUAAUAAGCUUCGUAGUCUCCCUCCCUCCCCAGGAAAUCAUACAACCUAAUAUGGACCUGUCUUUUAUUCAAAUUUUCUAUGAAUGGGAGCUAGAUGUUUAACCCCCCCUAACUACAACCGUUUAUUAUAAAAGACCUCACCUUCCUGGUCUCACCUGAGCUGAGCCUUGUAAAUGUAUUUCUACCAGCUGCUUCCUCAGUCGGUCUCUUUCACACAUGUUAUGUCCAUUGCUGUCUCACAGUACAGUACACUUUUACAGUGCUGCCAACCAGAACAGCCAGGGUGUUUGUGGGUGGAAGCAGGAUAUAUUUUAUAACGGGCAGACUGUCAUGUUCUUUGAUACAUAGAUGAAUGCUUUUAGUAUAUAAACAUUGUGUUUACAUUUUUCUGGUAUUUUGGGGACGUCAGCAGCUUCCUCUCAAAUUCCCAUUGGCAAAACAUCACAUUUUAUAUUGAAACCACAGUGUCAGAUCUACUCUAUUUCAAAUUGGUAUUUUCCCUUCUGCUUAACGGACCUUUAUAACUCAAUGAAGUGGACUGGGUGCGUGGGUACUAUAGUUGUAACCUGCAAUUAGAACACUGACAUCUAACCCUGCAAUUAAAACAUUGCUGCAUCUACUAAACAGUAACACACCUCUAUUAGCUAUCUUCCUGGUGGCCACUAGAGGGUGCUUCCGCUGCAACCACGAGUAGGCUCUAUUCUUCAAUCAGUGCUGUGUUUUGCCACGCAUGCUCGUAUAGAGGUAAACAUUUCUGUUACUUUAAAUGGUGGCUGAAAAUCUGAAUUCAUUGCGCAUACAAUAGGAAUAAAAAUAUAAAUAAAAUAAAAUCCACUAACGUAUUUUGCUAUGAAUUUAUUUUUAUUGAGCAUCUAUCUUCAUUUUGUUAUUGUUAUAUUUUUGCAACCCUUAACAUUUUAAUGGAUUAGCUGCUAACUGCCUUUAUCUUGUAUGUACAUGCUUACUCUAGUACAUGUGACGUGAUCCCAUCAUUAGUGUCCCCUUGAUCUAUUUUAUUCCUCUUUUGAUGUCUCAGACACAGGAAGAUAGUCUGGAAGAGGUGAUCAAAGACACUGAAUCUCUUUUCAAGAGUCGAGAAAAAGAAUAUCAAGAAACUAUCGGUCAGAUUGAGGUGAGAGACACAGAUGACAGGACAUUGUUGUCUUGGCUGUUGAGCAGUGAUGGAAGGUCCUUACUGGAAAUGCAGAAGAUUGAUUAAGGCCGAGGGUUGUUAUUUAUUGACCACAGACUGGCCUUAAGCAGUGAUUUAUUGGUCAUCAUUUUAGCCAGAAACUUGUGAGUAAAUCUAAGGUAGGUAUGGUAAGCAAAGGGCUUCUUAACUUAAGGCCCAAAGGUGUCUGCAGAACCAGUGGAAUUCAAAGAUUAUCAGUAUUCGGUCUACAUACAUCAUGUAUACAUGCUUUUUAUAGAUCCUCAAAUAUAUUUGAAAGCCACAUAUACAAACAUGUUGGAUCAAGCUGAAGCCAUGACCUCAACUACUAAAUCACCAAAAGGACUAAGUGUCUUUAAUGCUAGUGACAGACUGGUUUGGCAAACAUAUAUACAUCAAAUCCCAAACCCGAGUACUUCAGAGAAUGUGAAACUGUGUUCAUAGCAAAAUCUGAAACCAAGAAUGUAUUUCAUUUCUUUUUCAGUGCAUGUAGUAACAACAGAUAGUUGAUGUUUUUGUGUGAUUGAUUUAUAGAUAGUAUAGAAAGUGUGUGCAUUGAGGAGAGAUUUAUUUCCUUUCAGUCAUGGUUCAAUCUUGUCUCACUAGGCUUUAUAUUUGUGUUUCUUUUGGACAACAAAACUAUAGUCUGCUCGAUGGACCCAUAUCUUAAUACAUCACUUGGUUGCUUCACCACAUUGUUAUGGACCUUGGUGGUAGAAUAAUACUGAUUUCUCUGUGAUUUACAGCUGGAACUAGCCACAGCUAAGGAUGAUAUGACCCGCCACCUUCACGAAUACAUGGAAAUGUGCAGCAUGAAGAGGGGACUAGAUGUGCAAAUGGAGACCUGCCGAAGACUUAUCAAUCAAUCUGAAGAUAGGUGAGGCUGCUCUCAAGCAUCCGAUCAGACAAAGCAGAUGGGGCACAUAUGUCAAUAAAAGGUGGCCAGGUGGCAGGGUAUAUAAUCUCAGCAAAAUUCCAAGAUUAGCUGUCAGAGUAAAGGUAAGAGAUUUGCCGACCAGCCAGAAAGACCAUAUGUGACCACUAGAGUUUAGUCUCUCAGAAAGAGUUAUGGUCAAAGACUAGUCAUCCAGUCAGAGCACCGGUCACUGGAAAGUCCACUGUAUUUGACAGAUUCAUAUUUGACCUUCUUUCUUCUUAGAUCUCCACCUCCCAGUAGCGAAUCUAACUGUAAUGAAGACCCAGAGGAUUCUGACCGAGAUCCCCCUUCUUCUGACAGCUCAGCAAGAUGAUUGGGGGCCAGAAUCUACCUCUUUAAACACCCUGCUUCUCCACCACUGCCUUCCAGACUGUACCACUGAGCGUAUAGCAGGGUGUUUACCGUCCUAAGACUUUUGGGGUGCUAAGCUUACAGAUGUUGGGUCUAUACGGGAAUUCUAGAAUAAUGUGUGAGUGUGAUAUAUAUAUAUAUAUAUAUAUAUCUCAAUACAUUUUUCUGUCAGCCAGUAGAUAUAUUUAGGGGUAAAAAAAUUGUCAGAAUAUAUACACAUAUAGAGAACGAAACUUCACCAGGACAUUUCUGGGGUACUGUACAAUUCUGAAAAAAUAUGGGGUGCAAAUCUCACAUAAACUUUUUAUACACAUAGUAUGGGGCUGUCAGGUACCCGGUAUAUACUGGACAUAGUGUUAUCAGGCACUAGGUACAUAUGGUGGUAUGGUAUUGACGGUCACUGGGUAUAUACGGAGUAUAGUGAUGGUAUAUAUGGUGUUUGAUGCUGGCAGGGCCUGGGUUUAUAUGGAGUGUGGGGAAUUCAGGAAAUGGGCCUUCAUAGUAUGUCACACAGUGAGGAUGUACAGAGUAUAGUAGGUACUGUUCGCCACAUAGUACAUAUUGAUUAUGGAAAUGCUAGUUUGGGUAUAUAUAGGGUUAGGAUACUUUCAGGUACUGGUGGGGUAAAUCUCUAUCAGACAAAAGAUAUGAGGGUAGUUUUAUAUAGAGACUUUCUAUAUAUGUGAUAGGCUGCUGUCCCGCAGGCGGUAUAUAAAUGCAUAUUAUGGUUAUACAGAAAGUAUAUAUGGUGCAGUUUGCUGUUAUACAGCUUGUAUAUACAGGGCAGUCUGAUAUUGGGGCUGGAUAUGCUAGUAGGUAGCCAACCAAUAGGCACCUAUCUGCUAGGCUACUUUGACGCUAUAAAUGUGCAUUUUUCUUGGGGGAAGUCGGAGGUCUAAGAUUUAGAAAAAACACACAGAACUGGUUUAGGGGAACAUGAGAGCUUAGCCUGCACCACGCCCAACCCAAACCCAUAACCUGUUCACUGAAUUCCAUUAUGAUACCAAAUCUUGGAAUUCAGAGUAUUAUAUAACCCUACAUUGAUAGACUCCACGCCUACUGUAUUAAUCGUGCACCAGGCUGUACUAACCACAAACCUGCAGACAGUGCUAAAACCCUGCACCCACUGCAUUAAAACUAUGCAUCCACUGCAUUAAAACCAUGCGCUCAUUGCAAUAAAAACAUGCACUCAUUGCAUAAACUAUGCGCCUGCUGAAUUCAAACCCUUCACCCACUGCAGUACUUGCACACUGUGCCGCUAAGUUAACUCAAAAUCUGGUGUUGGUUUCUCUCUCAGUAUUACAGGACAUGCCAGGCUAGCAAUGACAGGGUGCCAAAAUCAGACCUGGUGAUUUUUUUACCCCCACUUUGGGUUCUAGCCCAGGUCAUCCCCUAACUCGCCCGCCACCCCUCCCCCCCCCCCUAUUAGCAAUGACCCUGAUCUCGUAUAUUGGCCACUGUCAGACAGUGUGGAUGGAUGGAUGAAGAGGUAGGUAGGUAGGUAGGUAGAUAGAUAGAUAACUAUCCAACACCUUAUGUGGUAGUUUGAGUCUACUCCUUGGGCAUGGUAUCCUGCUUUCUAAGGGGCACAUGGGUGUAAGUACCACAAUGGAGGGGCUCUUCCACUUACAUUUCUGUAUGUUGGGCAGAGAGCAAGUUGCUACCUGGCUCCCACAGACUUCUAUGCAGAUUGCGUAGUAGGUGGGAUUACAGUCAGUAGUUCAACCAAUCAAAUUGUAAAAUAAACGCACAAGCUGGUAAGUAUAUGGGCGUCUGUGUGUGCACUGACCGGACAUUGGAGUUCUGUAAGGACAAGGAAGACAAUAUAAAUGGCUCUGCGAAAGUUAUAGGUAGUGUACAGUCAGACAGUGGGUGCAUAUGGAGCCAGUCGGUGUGUAUAUAUAAGGGGCAGAUUCAUGUUCGAGUGCAGGUAAAUAUGGUUUAGGUUAUGGCCAAGUAUGGGGUAUGUAUGGGCAAACUUUGUCCUGCAACUGUUUAUGUAUGAAAUGGUUAUUCACACACUGGGUGUAUAUGGGUAAUCUAAGGCAUAGCACUGAGUAUAAAUUGGGUGCAUAUGGACAGAUACUAGGUAUAUGGGCAAAUGUGUGGACUGGCACAGGGUAUAUAUGGGGUAUGUUGCAGUCAGAUGCUGGGUAUACAUAUUGGAUGGGGCUAAACAAAGUGCAAUGCUGCCAAACAUUUUAAGAAUAUAUAUGGGUUCGAUGCUUGGAUAUAGCUGCUGAAUGCUUGUGGGUUUGGUUUUUCAUGGGAUUUAUCUCAUGUAUAUAUUAGCAAGUAAUGACAAAAUAUUUCUUUCUUCGAAGAUAUUGACAAAGCUAUAGUUUUUUUUUUAUCUUUAGCCAGAAAAGCCAGUUGAUUUGUAAAUGAAAAGCGAUAAAAGGCAUGUGUAUAGAUUCUAUGGAUUUAUGCAAUUAAAGUGUAUAUAAAGAGCUCUAAUAA
Pelobates cultripes (western spadefoot toad) is the source of this 31101-nucleotide messenger RNA. The record is from the annotation of a GenBank genome assembly. Lineage: Eukaryota; Metazoa; Chordata; Amphibia; Anura; Pelobatidae.